UCCCAUACCCUAGACCAACCAACCAACCAACCGAAAAAGAAAAAGAAAUGAUGAUAACUAAAAGGUUGUAUAUGUAUGUAUGUACGCGAAGACAUCGAAAAAGUUGCGUGGUUUUUUUUUUUUUUUCUCCAUGACCCCUUCCUUUUCCUUCCAUUUUCUCCUCGGUAUCAUGCUGUGCUCCAAAAAGGUUCGUCUAUUUAUGAACCUCCUUAAUCUUGCACUGCCACCCUGAACUCUUGCUCAACAACGGCAAGCUGUUCAUCAUCACACAUCAUUAGCAUCAAAUCAUUUCUCGUCAUGAUCGGGGGACCAAAGAAGACAUACCUAGCACCCAAACACCACCCCAACUCAUUCCCCUUGAUCUGCUUCGCAAUCCUCACCUCCCGAUCAAUAGGCAUCUCAUACCCCGUAUGCGUCAGCGCCAACAUAAAGUUCAAAUCCAAACAAUGCUCCGGCCUAUCCUUCAGCUCCUCCAUCGCGCCCGGCACACUCUCAAAAACAUCCCACUCCCUCUCCCCGCCACAAACCCUGUUCGCCAGAUCCGACAUCUCCCUAAGAGUAAAACUCUCCGGCAUCCCCAACGGCUGCGUCCGAUCGUAAAAGUAAGACAAGAAGUAAAUAUCCUCCCUCGCAAACGUCUUGGCCAUAGACGGCUGAUGCACACCGUUGAACGAGCACGGCGCCAGGUUGCACGCAGACUCCUUCUUCAAAAUCCUCUCCGCCAACGCCCGGCACUGCGCCGGCGCGGCCCAGUGAGGGCCAGUCAUGUUCAGCUCCAGCUUGGAGCCGAGGGGGUGGUCACCCGGCAAGACGAUCUUUGCCAUCUUGGACAUGCCCGCCGAGUAGCAAGGGUUGACAAUCGGUUUCUCCAUCCAGGACUUGUCACCCUUGUGCUCCUCGUACAGAUCAGUCACGAGCUCGGCGAGGAUGGCUUCACGAGCAGACAUGAGGCCGUACCCGAGAUGGGAGUGCUGGUACAAGUUGAACUUGCGGCCCCCAAAGUCAAGAGCGUACUUGUGGUCCCCCUCGGCGAGCUUGGCGGGCAUGCCGCCGUCUGUAAGGCCCUCAAACGAGGGCUCAAAGACAAUUUGAGUGGAUCCACCCCCGAGGUCAAAAACAGCCGCGGUGGGGGAGUGGUCUGGUCCGCCGAUCUUGCCGAGGAGGUAGUUGGUCGUGAUCCAGGCAUACACCCCCUCGUCGGAGCCGUCCAUGAUCGCGACGCCGUUUUCCUCGCGGGAGACGAGGGGGAAGGGGUACUUUGUUUCGAUUCUGUGGCGGACCGCCUCGAGGAUCUUGUCCGACUUUUCCUUUCCGAUCAGACGAAGACCGGCGGUGGCCUUGACGGCGAUGGGGGAGCAGGACUUGAGCUUGUCGGGAAUUUUCUCGAGGGCAGCGUCGAGGAGGGUGUCGAGGCUUUCGGCCGCCUUGAGGGGGUCGUCCUUGUACGCGGAGAGACCGGAGGAUUGGCCUUCGAUCUUGGCCGUCAUUUUGAAGAGGACUUCAUCCUCGAGCUCGGGGGCGGCGCCGCAAUUGUUGAACUUGUAGACGUGGAUGCGGGAGCCUGUGCUGCCGGCGUCGAUCAUGGAGACGUAUUGGACGAUGGGCUUGUCUUUGGAGUAGGAUCGGGAGCAUCUGUCGGUUCCGUAGGAGGAGUCUGAUGGGACUUGUCCCUGGCCGCCGACGUAGCUGUUGCCGGAGGAGGUGAAGAAGUAAAAGAGCAAGAGGACGGUGAAGACGAUGGCACCGGUCUUGAUGUAGCGGGCCCGCUGGGACUGCUGGGCCCAGGCGGACUGCAUCUUCGCGACGAGGCCGGGUUCUCGGUGGUCGAAUCCGUAGCGGUCGGGCUUCUCGUGGGGAUCGCGAGCAACGUGCUUGGUAGGCAGCGAAACCGACGUGCGUCUCAUAGGGAGGGAGGGGUGAGAGGGGAGAGAGAGAAGUCUAGACUGUGUAGACCGUGUGGCACAUCGGUGUUAAACGAAGGACAUGGAUUGAGAAUUGUGUGCGACUGCAACUGCAACUGCAACUUCAACGGCCGCUGGAUGGCGAUGGGCGAUGGAUAAAAAGGAAAAAAAAAGGGGCGGCGCUGCUUGAAAUGUGUUUCCCUUUUUUGGGGGGCCAGGAUUUGAACAAACCCCCUGGGCGGGAUGACGCCGCAGCGUGCCAAGGACUCCCUGGUCCCGCUGUUGCAGGCGUUGAUAGGGCACGACAGGGGCCUUAGGUAAUGGAUAAUGCAAGUACUGCAACAUUGGAAUGAGCUUGAUUCGACUGUGUUUUCACCUUCUACGUGUCCCAGAAUGUGUGUUUGGAGGGUUGGUAUCGGAGAGAAACCAGGCCGGGCUCGCAGCGGCGCGAGGUACCGGUACCAGGCACCAAAAGUGAUUCCUAAGCUUUCCAGAACCAGCACCUUCACUACCUACAUCAUCUCGUCUGCCUAGGGGAGGAGGCGAAUAUAUUGCAUUGUAAAAAGACAUUUAUUUAAAAAUCUAAUCGCUACCCCUCAACCCGCUCUUCUCUCUAUAGAGUUCAUACCCUAGAGCCUCUCUCAACGACAUGGACGUGACCCUUUUUGUCUACGACCUCUCUCGGGGGCUGGCCAGACAGAUGUCAACUGGUCUGCUUGGUUUUCAGAUAGAUGCCAUCUACCACACCUCGAUCAAACUCAACGGGCUGGAAUAUGUCUACGACGGGAAUGUGGUGGCAAUCAGGCCUGGCUCUUCACAUCUUGGCCAGCCGGAGCAACAGCUACAUCUGGGGACAACUGACUUACCCAUGGAGGUGAUCGAGGAGUAUCUGGACUCAUUACGAGAAAUCUAUACCGUGCAGGCCUAUGACCUUUGGAAACAUAACUGCAACAACUUCUCAAACGACUUUGCCAUGUUCCUGCUCGGCAAGGGGAUCCCUGAGCACAUUGUGAAUCUCCCACAGACCGUCCUGGACUCUCCAUUCGGCCAGAUGUUGAUGCCCAUGCUCAACCAGCAAAUCAACUCCAACAGGCGACAAGGAGGCAUUCUUGGUAUCCAGCAAAGCACCCCCGGCAGUUCAGUCAAGCCAAAAUCCCAGCUUCAUCAGCACACAGGCAAGGUUCACAAUGUUGCCACCCUGGCAGAGCUGGACCAGCUGCUGGCAAGGCACCAACACUCUUGUGCCGCUGUCUUCUUUACAUCAGCAACCUGCCCGCCAUGCAAGCUCGUCUACCCCCUGUACGACGAACUCGCCGCCGAAGUGGGGGACAAGGGCGUUCUCAUCAAAGUAGACAUCUCGCAAGCGUUUGAUAUCGGAAGCAGGUACUCCGUCAGGGCAACACCCACCUUCAUCACCUUCCUCAAAGGCAAGCAAGAAAACCAAUGGACCGGCGCCGAUCCCGCGACCCUCCGAGGCAACGUUCAGCUCCUCGUCCAGAUGGCCUGGCCACGGCACCGUCACGAGUCUCUUGACCUACCAACAAUCUCCAACCGGAACGCCAAGCCGGUGCUGUACACCCGUCUCCCGCCUCUGGCCAAACUCCUCGCCAAACUGCCAGCAGAAACCUCGUCCAACCCAUCAGUUCGGGAUAUGAAGCGCUUCCUCGAGACUCGUGCUGCGGAAGGCCCGGCGGAGGCCACCCUACCCAACAUCCCGGGGUUUCUUUCCUUUAUCAAUGACUCCCUCGCCAAGAUCGAAGCUGAUAAGCUCUUUCCCCUUAUCGAUCUCUUGCGGUGCGCACUUGUUGAUCCGAGGGUGAGCUCGGUGCUUGCGGAGGAACAAGAUUGCAAAACUGUGCUGUCUAUCCUCCGGCUGGUCAACAAUGCUGUUGAAAGCUGUAGCUGCCCUUACCCGCUGCGUCUGGUCACUGUUCAGAUGAGCUGCAACUUAUUUUCGUCACAUCUCCACGAGGAUGCUAUCCUCUCUCAUCAAGCACUUCGGCAUGCGAUAACGGAACUGACGACAGCUUGCUUCCGGGAGAGCGAGACGGCCACGUUGAGGGUUUCCUCGGCGGGAUUGUUGUAUAAUCUCGCGCUGGCGAAUAGUAAGAAACGGAGGGCUGGACCGGGGGAUGCCCUCCCCGGAGAGGAGCAGGCUGCUUUGGCCGGGUCGGUGUUGGAGGCGAUUGGGGGGGAGAGGGAGAGUGCGGAGGCGUUGGAGGGGAUGUUGAAUGCGUUGGGGCUGUUGGUUUAUUUGUUGCCGCAGGAGGGGGAGGAGAUGGGGGAGAUGGAGCAGUUGUUGGUGAUUAUGGAGGCGGGAGAUGUGGUGAAGGGGAAGGGGAUGGUGGAAGGGUUUGGGAGGUUGAAGGGGUUGGUUGGUGAGGUUGGGGAGCUGCUUGGGAAGGGGUUGAGGAAGGCCUGA
Molecule: messenger RNA, 4323 nt
Organism: Podospora bellae-mahoneyi
Lineage: Eukaryota; Fungi; Ascomycota; Sordariomycetes; Sordariales; Podosporaceae
Exons: 4
Coding region: 2551-4323 (590 amino acids)
Biological process (GO): protein modification by small protein removal
Molecular function (GO): peptidase activity
Source: RefSeq, a predicted model, not a curated record